CGAAGCGAGUUAAGCUUUUUGUCGGAGUUUAUUCGAUGCGCUUUCAUUUCAUGCGAAAUAAUUUUUUUAAUAUGAAUACAAUUAAUAUUGGAUGCUUUUGUAUCGAAACUAUUUUCCGAUACGAAGAUGGUUUCUACGUAACUUACGAUUAUCAGUAUGUCCUGCCAGAAGGAUAUGGAUUAUAUUUUCAAUAUUUUCCACACCAGCAAGCCCCUACAAUGCUUGCUUAUCGACUUCCAAGUGAAGAUGGUGUUUACGGACCGCCAUCUGGAGUCGUGGAUCACGGCUUGCAGGCAUUUCAGCAUCAGCCACAAGCAGAAACUGACGAAAGUGAACCUCUCGAAGAAUUUCCUGCAUUUCGGAUGGAAACACACCAAUCGGAAUAUUCUUCUGUAGCAGAAACGUUGCUACAUCCGGGGCAACCAAAUGUGUUGCAAAAUAACCCGGAACCGGAACAAAACACCCAGAAAGAAGUAACAAAUACGGAAACCGACGUGCUUUCCUCAUUUGAAACCUGUGAAGUUGUAUCAGAUCCAAACUUUAAUGUUUCUGAUCCUGAAACUGCUGUUGGUGACACAAAGCAGCCUUCCCCAAUUAAUCUCGAUGGCAUCAGCGCUGAAGAUUCAGCGAAAAGAAGUAAACAAGAAAUGAUCUUUAGUAUUACAGAGACUGACAAUGACGACUCAGAUGAUAUGGAAUUAUUUUCACUCGAAGAUGCUUAUGCUCCAUUGACUCCAAGACAAAUUUUGGUAUUGGAAAACGAAGCUCACAGAACACUAAAGCAGGAACUGAUGAGUUUAGAUGUUCUCUGUCAUGCUCUUGGUAUUAUCUACGAAGAGGAAGAACAUGAAUUAUCGGAAGACGAGAACCUCGAUCAUACAAAGAGUAUAUCGGAACAAAAUAUCUCUUCUUCUCAUCAGUUAAAUGACGUUAAUCAAUUGGAACAGCAAAGCUUUGAAUCUACUUUGCUAACAUCCUCGAUGACAAUCGACAUUGAAGGUGCUAAUUGUAUUGGAAUUAAGUGUGAUCCAUCUGUUAUUUCACGGAUGACAAAACAAUCAAGAGAGAUGACAGAAUUCGUUGAAGGUAAGGUUACAAAUAGCAGAUUGCAAAGAAUUAUUAAAUUUUCAAAACAAUUUAUUGAAAAAUUUUUAACGAAAUACAAUCGAAUUUAGAAAUUUUUCACUCUGGUGUACUAUUAGUAAAUUGUAAAGUUUAGCAUUAAUUUUCCAUACAUAGUUUUUCAGUCGUUUGAUGUUUAUU
Centruroides sculpturatus (bark scorpion) is the source of this 1263-nucleotide messenger RNA. RefSeq lists its product as uncharacterized. Bases 36 to 1175 code for a protein of 379 amino acids. The record is from RefSeq and is a predicted model, not a curated record. The transcript has 5 exons. NCBI's taxonomy places the organism in Eukaryota, Metazoa, Arthropoda, Arachnida, Scorpiones, Buthidae.